CGUCCCCUCCCUCCCUCCCCCAAGGCCAAGGACAGCGACGUCGUCCUCCCUCUCCUCCUCUUUGGUGCCUUCAGCCAGGAGGCGGGAGUGACCCGCAACAGCUGACCCGGCACAGGCACUGCCUCUCCCACAGCCCUCAGGACACACCAUGGGCCCAGAGGCGGGUUUGCAGCACAGCAGCGACGACGCAGGCGGCGGCCCCGGCGACGCUCAACUGCCUCCCUGACCACCGCGACCACCGCCCAACACCACGAGAAGUCGUCGCCACCAACGACAGGACAAUCUACGGACCCCCAAACCACCUUCGCGAUCGACUCAAGCUAAGUCAACAACUAUGGCGGGCGACGGGCGGCGGGCGGAGCCGGGGAGGGAAGCUUGGGGGAUGUACGUCACAGCCCGGGCCCCCCUACGGGAGGGAAGACGCCGGCUCGCCCCUCAAAAUGGCGGUGGCAGUGACGCGCCUGCGUACCGAACUCCUUCGCCGUCGCGCCACGGCCGGCGGGAAGUGAGGUUCUCAGAGGAGCCGCCAGAAGUGUACGGCGACUUCGAGCCCCGGGCGGCCGAAGAAAAGUCCCCGGCGAGAAGACGAGUCCCGCUAGAAGAGUUCCGGCCUGAUUCUGCAAAAGAGGAAGUGAGAGAAAGCGCCUACUACCUUCGGUCUCGGCAGCGGAGGCAGCCGGGACGCCAGGGAGCCGAGGAGAUGAACACGCGAAGGACUAUCCGCCAGCAGCAGCAGCAGUCACAGCAGCCCCUACUCCAGCCGUCUCCGGUUACCACCAGGAGAGGGUUACGGGACUCUCAUUCCUCCGAAGAGGAUGAACCAUCUUCACAAACUAUUUUGAGCCAGACAGUCCCAAAGAAAACUAUCCAGAGAACACCAGAAAUUCCAGUGGUGAGUGAAGAUCCUAUAAUCAGCCUGCGUAGACCCCCUCUAAGAAGUCCAAGAUCUGAUUCGGCAUACAAAACAAAUGGAAAUACUAAAAUGAGUGAAUUAGAAGCCACCAGUAUCCAACAGAAAGUCAAUUUUUCUGAAGGAGGAGAAACUGAACAGGACGAUCAAGACAGCUCUGACAGUGAUAUUACUACUGUUAAGGUCAGAUCCGGGGAUUCUCUUGAUUCUGGAGAUCAGACAACCAGAUCAUCAACUCAAUAUCCAGAAUCAUUUUGGCAGCCAUCACAAAGUCGAGACUUCAUAACUGUUGAUAAGCACCCUUCUGUGCUAAGCUCGGGAUAUCAAAAAAAACCUCAGGAAUGGUUUGAACAAGCUGCAAGAAUAAGGGCUAGGACACAAACAUCAUCACCAGGCAAGAGCUCAAUAUAUGGCAGUUUUUCAGAUGAUGACAGCAUUCAGAAAUCAGAGCUUGGAAACCAGUCUCCUUCAACCACUAGCCAACAAGUGACUGGACAACCCAAAAGUGCAUCUUAUAGCAAGAUGUGGUGGUGGCUACUGGUUCUGAUAGUUUCUUUGGCUCUUGGGAGUUACUUGUUCCCUCAUCGUCCUGAGGCGGACACCACUGCUGUUCAAGAGUUCCAGAACCAGAUGAAACAACUUAUGAAUAAGUAUCAAGGUCAAGAUGAGAAGCUGUGGAAAAGGAGCCUUACAUUCCUGGAGAAACAUCUGAACAGCUCCCAGCCCCGGCCUCAGCCUGCUAUCUUGCUGCUCACUGCAGCUCGGGAUGCAGAAGAAGCACUCAGAUGUCUGAGUGAACAAAUUGCCGAUGCCUACUCUUCUUUCCGGAGUGUCCGUGCCAUCCGGAUUGAUGGGGCAGGCAAAGCUACUCAGGACAGUGAUGUUGUCAAACAAGAGGUAGAUUGGGAACUGAGCAAUGGAUUCCAGAAUGGCCAGAAUGCUGCCGUGGUACACCGCUUUGAGUCACUGCCUGCAGGCUCCACUUUGAUCUUCUAUAAAUAUUGUGACCAUGAAAAUGCAGCCUUCAAAGAUGUAGCCUUAGUCCUGACUGUCUUGUUGGAGGAAGAGACACUGGGAACCAGUCUAGGCCUAAAGGAAAUUGAAGAAAAAGUGAGAGAUUUCCUCAAAGUCAAGUUCACCAGCUCUGACACACCCAACUCCUACAAACAUAUGGACCAGGACAAAUUGAGCGGGCUCUGGAGCCGUAUUUCUCACUUGGUCCUGCCUGUCCAACCUGAAAAUGCCCUGAAAAGUGGCAUCUGCUUAUAAGUGUGACAGAAGACAAAUCAUGUCUCAAGUUCUGAGAAUUUUUCAGACUUUCUAGCUAGAGAUGGGAUUCAGAGCUCUUUUUGAAGGAACUGGUUUCUUUUUAAAGGAAGUUAAAUUCUUAUGUAAACAUGGAACAUCUAAAUCAUUUAUUCAACCUAAUUAUCUGUUACCUGAGAGAAUCAUUUCUCUGUUUCCAUUGAGAUCUGUGUUAACGAUCUCUGAGGACUGUAAAUCAUAUGGGAUCCCAUAGAGGAUCUGUUUAGGUUCAGGGUUGA
Messenger RNA from Lontra canadensis (Northern American river otter), 2454 nucleotides. RefSeq names its product torsin 1A interacting protein 1 (gene TOR1AIP1). The record is from RefSeq and is a predicted model, not a curated record. Lineage: Eukaryota; Metazoa; Chordata; Mammalia; Carnivora; Mustelidae. Bases 335 to 2179 code for a protein of 614 amino acids. Gene Ontology annotation, biological process: nuclear membrane organization. The transcript is spliced from 12 exons. Gene Ontology annotation, cellular component: nuclear membrane. Gene Ontology annotation, molecular function: ATPase activator activity.